Molecule: messenger RNA, 2640 nt
Organism: Sorex araneus (European shrew)
Lineage: Eukaryota; Metazoa; Chordata; Mammalia; Eulipotyphla; Soricidae
Gene: SCYL1
Product: SCY1 like pseudokinase 1
Exons: 18
Coding region: 82-2514 (810 amino acids)
Biological process (GO): protein phosphorylation
Molecular function (GO): protein kinase activity; ATP binding
Source: RefSeq, a predicted model, not a curated record
CAGGCCCCGCCCCGGCCCGGCUCGGGCGGCCGGAGGACCCGGAGCGGAGGCGCCGAGCCCGCGGCGGCGGCGGCGGGGACGAUGUGGUUCUUCGCCCGGGACCCGGUCCGGGACUUCCCGUUCGAGCUCAGCCCGGAACCUCCGGAGGGCGGCCCGCCGGGGCCGUGGGUCCUGCACCGCGGCCGCAAGAAGGCCACAGGCAGCCCCGUGUCCAUCUUCGUGUACGACGUGAAGCCGGGGGCCGAGGAGCAGACCCAGGUGGCCAAAGCUGCCUUCAAGCGCCUCAAGACUCUGCGACACCCCAACAUUCUGGCCUACAUCGAUGGGCUGGAGACAGACAAAUGCCUCCACGUGGUGACAGAGGCUGUGACCCCGCUGGGAACCUACCUCAAGACCCGCGCAGAGUCGGGGGGCGUGAAGGAGCUGGAGCUCUCCUGGGGGCUGCACCAGAUCGUGAAAGCGCUGAGCUUCCUGGUCAACGACUGUGGCCUCAUCCACAACAACGUCUGCAUGGCCGCUGUGUUCGUGGACCGGGCGGGCGAGUGGAAGCUCGGGGGGCUGGACUACAUGUACUCGGCCCAGGGCACCGAUGGCCCCCCCCGCAAGGGCAUCUCUGAGCUGGAGCAGUACGACCCCCCCGAGAUGGCCGACAGCGGGGGCCGGGCUGUCAAAGAAAAGUGGUCGGCCGACAUGUGGCGCCUGGGGUGCCUUAUCUGGGAGGUCUUCAAUGGGCCCCUGCCUCGAGCUGCCGCCCUGCGCAACCCCGGGAAGAUCCCCAAAUCGCUGGUGCCCCAUUACUGCGAGCUGGUCGGAGCCAACCCCAAGGUGCGCCCCAACCCAGCCCGCUUCCUGCAGGACUGCCGGGCCCCCGGCAGCUUCAUGAGCAACCGCUUCGUGGAGACCAACCUCUUCCUGGAAGAGAUUCAGAUCAAAGAGCCCGCCGAGAAGCAGAAGUUCUUCCAGGAGCUGAGCAAGAGCCUGGACUCGUUCCCGGAGGACUUCUGCCGCCACAAGGUGCUGCCCCAGCUGCUGACCGCCUUCGAAUUUGGCAACACUGGGGCCGUCGUCCUCACGCCCCUCUUCAAGGUGGGCAAGUUCCUCAGCGCGGAGGAGUACCAGCAGAAGAUGAUCCCGGUGGUGGUGAAGAUGUUCUCGUCCACCGACCGCGCCAUGCGCAUCCGCCUCCUCCAGCAGAUGGAGCAGUUCAUCCAGUACCUGGACGAGCCGACCGUCAACUCCCAGAUCUUCCCGCACGUGGUGCACGGCUUCCUGGACACCAACCCGGCCAUCCGGGAGCAGACGGUCAAGUCCAUGCUGCUCCUGGCCCCCAAGCUGAACGAGACCAACCUCAACGUGGAGCUCAUGAAGCACUUCGCACGGCUGCAGGCCAAGGACGAGCAGGGCCCCAUCCGCUGCAACACCACCGUGUGCCUGGGCAAGAUCGGCUCCUACCUGAGCGCCAGCACCAGGCACAGGGUCCUCACCUCUGCCUUCAGCCGGGCCACCAAGGACCCGUUCGCCCCCUCCCGGGUGGCGGGCGUCCUGGGCUUCGCCGCCACCCACAACCUCUACUCCAUGAGCGACUGUGCCCACAAAAUCCUGCCUGUGCUCUGUGGCCUCACGGUGGACCCCGAGAAAUCUGUGCGGGAUCAGGCCUUCAAGGCCAUUCGAAGCUUCUUGUCCAAAUUAGAGUCUGUGUCCGAAGACCCAUCCCAGCUGGCUGAAGCCGAGAAGGACGUGCACGCGGCUUCCAGCCCCGGUGUGGGGGGCGCCGCCGCCACCUGGGCCGGCUGGGCCGUGACCGGGGUCUCUUCACUCACCUCCAAGCUUAUCCGUGCGAACCCCACUGCUGCCCCUGCUGAGACCCCCGCUGCUCAGAGACCCCCACCCGAGGGCCUCCCCGCCCCCGCCCCUGCCUCCACCCCUGUUCCAUCCACACCGAUGCCCUCAAGCCGCUGGGAAUCCCAAGAGGAGGACAAGGACCCGGCUGAGGACGGCAGUGCCGCCGACAGAUGGGACGAUGAGGACUGGGGCAGCCUGGAGCAGGAGGCCGAGUCUGUGCUGGCUCAGGACAACUGGAGCGGCGGGGGCCAGGCCAGCCGGGCUGGGCAGACCAGCAAUGCAGACCACGCCAAGUCCCCGGAGUCGGACUGGAACAGCUGGGAAGCCGAGGGCUCUUGGGAGAAGGGCUGGCAGGAGCGGCCAAGCCCCCAGGAGCCGCCCCCUGAGGGCACUCGGCUGGCCAGCGAGUAUAACUGGGGCAACCCUGAGCCCAGCGACAAGGGCGAUGAUCCCUUUGCCACCCUGUCGGCGCGCAGGGAGACUGGUGGCCGGCCGCGGCGGGACUCCUGGGGUGACGACAACUGGGAGGGCCUAGAGACCGACAGCCGGCAGACCAAAGCAGAACUGGCCCGAAAGAAGCGGGAGGAGCGUCGCAGGGAGCUGGAGGCCAGGCGGGCGGAGAAGAAGGCCGCGAAGGGCCCCAUGAAGCUGGGGACUCGGAAGUUGGACUGAACCACUGGUGUGGGCGCUUCCGGCUGCAUGGAGCAGGCCGGCAGAUGUAUUUAUUGUACAAACCAUGUCCAGGUGCAUCUCAUGUGUACAUAAUCAGAGCCACAAUAAAUUCUAUUUCACACCCGC